AUGCAUCAAGUCAAUUCUUACGGUAUACAGAUACCUGAUGAUGGCAAUGUACCCUAUAUGGAUCCAAACGACAUCAUUACAUUGAUUAAUGCCCUACAGAAUAUGACCGUUUAUCAAGCUCAACUUGUCAUUCCAAGCUUAUCAAAAUAUUCGAUUGAUUGUCUUACGAAAAAUUUUAAAAAUGCUCUAAAAAAUCCACCAUUACCAACACCAAAUUCACAUAAAAAAGCAUUUCAGUUCACACCCGAAGAAGAUUUUUGGCUGAUUACAUUCUUAAGAUAUAAAGGAGAACAAACAUAUACAAAAGAAAGAUUUUUAACAGAUACAAUGGAAUUUGUUGGACAUAAUCAUACUUUCGAAGAAAUUAGCCAAAGAUUAAUAUAUUUAAAUGAACUAACUGCAAAGGAAAAGGAUACCGAUAUUGAUCAAAUUGCAAAAAAUGUUCUUGAUGAAGAAAUGUUUUAUUUAUCUACAGAACAAACAGAAGAAAUGCGCAAAAAUGACAUAGAGUCUAGAGACCUUAUGCAGCUUCGUUGUAAUUACGCUCCUGAUUGCAAAUUAAAUCCCCAUUCAGAAAUAAAUAUGAUAAUUAGCCAAAGCCAUGUUGAUUUACCAAUCUUAACUACAUUUGAUACGCUAAGCGCUAUGAAGGCCAAUGAUUUGGCCGUUUUAAGAUCAAUUAACGUUGCAUUUCCAAUUAGGAGAGAAGCAAUUGUUCUCGGAAGGAAUCAAGCAUACGAUCAAGUUGAUAUAGAUUUGUCAACCAGUGGACCAUCAAGUUGUCCGCAUAUUUCAAGAAAACAAGCAAUAUUAUCUUUUCUCGAGGAUUGUUGCUUUUACAUAGAGAAUAUAGGUAACCGCGCAUUUAGAGUCAAUGGGGUACCAAUUUAUCCUGAUCAAAUGUGUAGAAUUCCUGCUUAUGCGAUAUUAGAUUUCUCUGGAGUAUUAUUUUUGUUUGUACCUAAUACAAAACUCAUUGAUGAGCUUAGUAGAUUUCUCGGUGAUAAAUAA
Trichomonas vaginalis G3 is the source of this 1011-nucleotide messenger RNA. RefSeq names its product G-quadruplex RNA binding. The coding region runs from base 1 to 1011 and encodes 336 amino acids. NCBI's taxonomy places the organism in Eukaryota, Parabasalia, Trichomonadida, Trichomonadidae. Gene Ontology annotation, cellular component: NSL complex; Ino80 complex; MLL1 complex. The transcript has a single exon. Gene Ontology annotation, molecular function: G-quadruplex RNA binding; protein binding. Gene Ontology annotation, biological process: positive regulation of transcription by RNA polymerase II. The record is from RefSeq and is a predicted model, not a curated record.